UAUCUCUCGACAAGUGACCUUCAAAUGAACUGACUUCAAUUUAUGUUAAAAAAAAUUUGACUAUAUAUUUUGAUGAUUAAUAAAAAUCCGAAUAAUUCUGCUGAAGAAGCUGUGAAUUACACAGUGAGACGUCCAGAGAAAUCUUGUUUUGAUUUUUUCUUAAACACGCUAGUAUUAUUUUAAAUUAUUGGUAGUGAAACAAUCUGAUUUGAAGCUCAAAUUAUUCCAGGAAAUUCGUAGCAUCGACGGUGUGGAAACUUAUAAUUGUCAUACCUUUAUAUGUUUAUUAUUGUGAACCAUGUGAGUUGUAAAGUGAUUGUAAAGCAACUACGAAAUGAUAUCUGUCAUCGGGCGAAAUUUGUCUUUUAAAUGCCAUAUUCAAAUUUAGCAAAGGGACUGGUUGCUUUAAUUUGAAAAAUAUUCAGUAGUCAAUAGGCAUUUAACCACUUACACUUAUAACUUAACUGACUAUUGACUAUUUUAAAAGAUUUUUCAAAUAAAAACAUUAAAUUAAAAUACUUAAUAAAGUUUCAAAUGAAAUAAUAAUUAUCAUGUAUUAAUUUCACUUAUGUAUAAACAAAUAAAGGUCAUUUACCCACUACCACCCACUCAUUAACUUUUGUUCAAUGUGCCAAUCAAAUUUCAACAUGAUAUACACUUUAGUUAUGUAGUAAAAAAAAAUAAUAAAAUUAGCGCUAUAUAUAAAGUAGUUUGGUGCAAUUGUUCAGUUCAUACAAACGAUGCACUGGAGUGAUUAGACAUUUUUAUUCUAUUGUCAUUGUGUUUAACAUAAGCAUACUACAAAGAUAUUGUACUUAAAUUAUAAACAUAUAUAUAUAUAUAUAUAUUCAUUUCACUACAACGACAAGAAAAGACAUAAUAACAAGCAACUAAACACAAUGUAUGCAUACUGUUUAAAAAUAUUCCCUAUUCUUUCGAAUCUACUUCAACAUAAACGGUGUAUUCACUUAAAACAAACAAUAUUUCAAUAUUUAAGCGUUUUAUCCUUUGUCUUAACAUUUGUAUUCUGUGCAACAACAUGCUGGUUAAUAUGGAUUUAUUCAAUAAUUAAAUUGUUUAAAUUAUCCUAUACAAUUGGUAAUGAAUUAAUGAAAAAUGAAGAGUUAAUGAAUAAUCCUUAUGAAAUAAUUAAUCAUGAAGAAGUAAUGCAUUCAGUGAAGCAUUUUUCGGCCUUAUUUAUAUUUAUUACAACAUAUUGGAUAUAUUGGCGAAUUGAUAAAGGCGCUGAAGAAAAAGGUAGUCAUCCAAAAAAAUUUAUUCGAAAUUUAAUUAUUUGGAAGUAUUUAGCUAGUUAUUUCCCUAUAAAACUUGUACUGAGUGAAUUAUGCAACAGUGAUACUCAUGGACAACACCAAACUGAAGUCAAUGCGACCAGUAGUAAUGAAACGAGUGAUAACAAUCAUGACUGUUCAAUAAAUAGAAGAGAAUUAGCCUGUGUAAAAGAAUUAUUCCCUACAACUAAAAACUAUCUAGUUGGUUAUCAUCCACAUGGAAUAUUUGGUAUUGGUUCUUUUGUGAAUUUUUUAACUGAAGCCAAUCAAUUCAGUGCCAAAUUCCCAGGAAUCACCCCAUGGGUAGCAACACUGGAAAUUAAUUUCAAGGCACCAUUUCAUCGCGAUCUGUUUCUGCGUUUUAAUCUUGUGGCAGCUACAUACAAAGGAAUUUCUUAUCUCCUUGAUCCUGAACAAUGUGGAAAUACAGGAAAUUUUGUUGUAGUUGUUUUAGGCGGUGCUCCUGAAGCAUUAGACUCUCGCCCUGGAAAAUAUGUUUUUCAUACUAAUCGACGAUAUGGUUUCUUUAAAUUAGCAAUGCUAACAGGUUCAGAUCUAGUACCAUGUGUAUCAUUUGGUGAACCUAAUAUGUAUAAACAAGUACAUAAUCCCGAGGGGAGUUGGUUAAGACGCUUUCAAAACAGAUUUACAGAAAUGGCAACAUUCUCACCACCAUUGUUUUAUGCUAAUUGUCUAAUACCUUAUCGUACAAGUGUCAAUACUGUUAUUGGACGACCGAUACCCUGUAAGAAGAAUCUAAACCCAACUAGGGAAGAAGUCUCAAUGCUUAAAGAAUUAUAUCUGAAAGAAUUACAAAAUCUUUACAAUAAAUACAAGCCAAUCUAUGAUCCAGACAGUGAAUUAACAUAUGUUUAAAAUGCACAGAUAAACCUGUUUUUUUCUCGUUUUUGUGCAGUUUCAUCUAAUCAAAAGAUACAUGUAUUUCAACAGUGAAACGCGUUAUUUGAUUUAGACUUUUUCUUCUUCAUCUUUUGGUUAUAAUUAUUUUGUAUAACUUUACUUACAUAAUAAUUUAAAAAAAUGAUUUAAAAGUACA
Trichobilharzia regenti is the source of this 2349-nucleotide messenger RNA. NCBI's taxonomy places the organism in Eukaryota, Metazoa, Platyhelminthes, Trematoda, Strigeidida, Schistosomatidae. The record is from the annotation of a GenBank genome assembly.